This is a messenger RNA of Tympanuchus pallidicinctus (lesser prairie-chicken), 1387 nucleotides long. RefSeq names its product WD repeat and SOCS box containing 2 (gene WSB2). Gene Ontology annotation, molecular function: protein binding. Lineage: Eukaryota; Metazoa; Chordata; Aves; Galliformes; Phasianidae. The coding region runs from base 124 to 1320 and encodes 398 amino acids. The record is from RefSeq and is a predicted model, not a curated record. The transcript has 9 exons. Gene Ontology annotation, biological process: intracellular signal transduction.
CACGGGGCGGGCCCGGCGGAGGGAGGCGGAGGCGGGCGGCGGGGCUCGGUGCGGCCCGGUGCCUCCGAGGGCCGGGGAGGCCGCGCCCAGCCCCGCAGGCCUCCCCGGGGCGGGCGGGCCGCCAUGAAGCCGAGCGCAGAGGAGCCUGUGCUGCUGGCGGAGCUGAAGCCAGGCCGGCCCCAGCAGUAUGACUGGAAGUCGAGCUGUGAGACAUGGAGCGUGGCCUUCUCGUCCGACGGCGCCUGGUUCGCCUGGUCGCAGGGCCACUGCCUGGUCAAGCUGAUCCCGUGGCCGCUGCAGGAGACUGAGCUCUGUAGGGCCUCGGAGCGCAAGAGCCACAAAGCAGAGGCGAAGCGGAGCCGGGCAGGAGCCAAGGAGAAGACUUUGGAGUGUGGCCAGAUUGUGUGGGGCCUGGCCUUCAGCGCCUGGCCGGCGGCACGGCACCCUGAUGGGGCGGCAGGGCUGUGCUGCCAGGUGUUGGCCACCGGCCUCAACGACGGGCAGAUCAAGGUGUGGGAGGUGCAGACAGGUCAUCUUCUCUUCAGCCUUCUGGGGCACCAGGAUGUCGUCAGGGACCUGAGCUUUGCGCCCAAUGGAAGCCUCAUCCUGGUGUCGGCAUCGCGGGACAGGACCCUGCGCGUCUGGGACCUUAGCAGGGAUGGGCGGCAGGUGCAGGUGCUGACAGGCCAUGUGCAGUGGGUCUACUGCUGCUCCAUCUCCCCUGACUGCAGCAUGCUCUGCUCAGCUGCUGGAGAGAAGUCGGCACUGCUGUGGAGUAUGCGGUCCUACACACUCAUCCGCAAGCUGGAGGGGCACCAGAGCAGCGUGGUGUCGUGUGACUUCUCUCCAGACUCAGCGCUCCUGGUCACUGCCUCGUAUGACACCUGUGUUAUCAUGUGGGACCCCUACACUGGGGAGCAGCUGAGGACUCUGCGCCAUGUCCCCUUGCACUCAGCACUGGAGUAUAGCAGUGAUGUCCACACCAGCUCCCUGCGGUCGGUCUGCUUCUCCCCAGAGGGCCUGUACCUGGCCACGGUGGCAGAUGACAGGCUCCUGAGGAUCUGGGCGCUGGAGCUGCGAUCUCCAGUGGCGUUUGCUCCCAUGACAAAUGGUUUAUGCUGCAUGUACUUCCCUCACGGUGGCUUCAUUGCCACAGGGACCAGAGAUGGCCACGUCCAGUUCUGGACGGCUCCAAGAGUCCUCUCGUCACUCAAGCACUUGUGCCGCAAAGCCCUGCGCACCUUCCUGACCACGUACCAGGUCCUCGCACUGCCCAUUCCCAGGAAGCUGAAGGAGUUCCUCACCUACCGGACUUUCUGAGGUAUCAGAGACAAGGAGGUGAGAGCCCUCUGCCUCGUGGUAGGGCUGGCUGCCCCGCAGAGCACCA